AUGGCACCUGCCGAGCCCGCUGCCAAGCGGGCUGCAUCUGGCGACCUGGAUGCCGCAGCCAACGGGGACGGGAUGCCACCAGUGAUGGCGGAUGGGCGCUGCAACUCCAGGGCGCUCUCCUUUUCCGAGCUGCAGAGUGCGGGAGCAAACCCCCAGCGCCGCGGCCUGCCGAAGCGGGCCCCCAGCCUGACCAAGCUGGUUGAUGAUUUGGUUGACGAGCUCAAGGGGGACAAGUCCAUCAACAGCGUGCUGGUGGCCAACAAUGGUCUGGGCGCGGUCAAGUUCAUGCGCAGCAUUCGCUCAUGGGCCAACCAGACGUUUGGCAACAGCCGCGCGAUCGCGCUGGUGGCGAUGGCGACGCCCGAGGACAUCCGCAUCAACGCAGAGCACGUCACGCUGGCCGACCAGUUUGUGGAGGUGCCCGGCGGCACCAACAACAACAAUUACGCCAAUGUGAAGCUGAUCGUGCAGGUGGCGGAGCGUGCUGGCGUUGACGCGGUCUGGCCAGGCUGGGGCCACGCGAGCGAGAAUCCAGAGCUGCCAGAGGCGCUGGCGGCGCGGGGCAUCCGGUUCCUGGGUCCCCCUGCGGCGGCCAUGGCAGCGCUGGGCGACAAGAUCGGGUCCACCAUCCUGGCGCAGGCAGCAGGGGUGCCCACCCUGCCCUGGAGCGGCAGCGGCGUUGCGAUCUCGUACGAGGACUGCGGCGGCGUGAUCCCUCAGGACACGUACGACCAGGCCUGUGUUUUCACCUUGGACGAGGCCAUCGAGGCAUGCGCCAAGAUUGGGUACCCCGUGAUGCUCAAGGCUAGCUGGGGGGGCGGCGGCAAGGGCAUCCGCAAGGUGCAGAGCGAUGAGGACGUGCGCGCCGUCUUCAAGCAGAUCCAGGGGGAGGUCCCCGGGUCCCCUAUCUUUGCGAUGAAGCUGGCGCCGCUGUCGCGCCACCUGGAGGUGCAGCUGAUCGCGGACCGCCACGGCAACGUGGUGUCCCUGUUCACGCGCGACUGCAGCGUGCAGCGCCGCCACCAGAAGAUCGUGGAGGAGGGGCCCGCGCUGGCGGCCAGCCAGGAGAUGCUGCGCGACAUGGAGCGGUGCGCGCGCGCCCUGGCGCGCAGCGUGGGCUACCAGGGUGCGGCGACUGUGGAGUACCUCUACUCCAUUGAGGAGAAGAAGUACUACUUCCUGGAGCUCAACCCCAGGCUGCAGGUGGAGCACCCCGUGACGGAGGGCAUCACCAACGUCAACAUCCCCAGCGUGCAGCUGCUCAUCGCCAUGGGCGUCCCUUUGUGGCGCAUCCCCCAGAUCCGCGCGACCUUUGCCGGCCUGGAGGCAAAGCUGGAGCCGGAGCAGUUUGACAUGGAGGCCACGCCGCAGAGGCUGCCAGACAGCCACGUCGUGGCGGUGCGCAUCACGUCAGAGAACGCCAACAACGGGUUCAAGCCCACCGCCGGCCACAUUGACGAGCUCAUGUUCAAGCCCACGCCAGAGGUGUGGGGCUACUUCAGCGUGAAGGGCGGCGGCGGCAUCCACGAGUUCUCUGACUCCCAGUUUGGCCACCUCUUCGCCAAGGGGGAGACGCGGGAGGCGGCCAUCAGGGCGAUGGUGGUGGCGCUGCGGGACGUGCGCGUGAGGGGGGAGAUCCACACGAUUAUCGACUACGCAGUCGACAUGCUCACCAGCCCGCUGUUGUGA
Monoraphidium neglectum is the source of this 1689-nucleotide messenger RNA. RefSeq names its product acetyl-CoA carboxylase / biotin carboxylase. The transcript is spliced from 15 exons. The record is from RefSeq and is a predicted model, not a curated record. Gene Ontology annotation, molecular function: acetyl-CoA carboxylase activity; metal ion binding; ATP binding. The coding region runs from base 1 to 1689 and encodes 562 amino acids. NCBI's taxonomy places the organism in Eukaryota, Viridiplantae, Chlorophyta, Chlorophyceae, Sphaeropleales, Selenastraceae.